AUGAUGAUGACGAUGAUGCUGAUGACCAUCGUGCUAGAGGCGGUGGCCUCCGUGGCCAGAGCCGAGGAGAAGGUGACCCAUGCGGUUGGGUCAUGUUUGGCCAACAAUAUCCAGCGCACCUGUAUCUGUCAAGGCAGCAGGGUCACAAAGAUCCCCUCUAACAUACCCAACAACACAGUCUACCUGGAACUUCAGGAGACACAGCUCGAUGAGAUUCCCGGGGGCGCCUUGACCAACCUGCAGCAGCUCAAGAAAAUUAUUGUGAGAGAGAAUACUGCAUUGGAGGAGAUUGGCGAGUACGCAUUCUACUGUCUCCCCAAUCUUGAUAGCAUAAUGAUAACUCGGGCCCCGAGCCUGACUGUGAUCCAUCCAAAUGCAUUCGUGAACCUUACGAAGCUGCAGACCCUGGACAUCUCCAACACUGGACUGAAGGUUUUUCCAGACUUCACCCGGGUCAAUUCCACUGUCAACUUUAUGUUAUCCCUGAUAGCGAACAUCUUCCUAGAGAGAAUCCCGGCCAAUGCCUUCAGAGGGCCCCUCUGCAAUCAAACUAUACUCUCGAUACGGAUGGUCGGAAACGGCAUCAGGGAGGUGGAAAGUGACGCCUUCAAUGGCACCAAGAUAUACAUGUUGGUAUUGAAAGGCAACCAAAAGCUUACUCACAUUGAUCCAAACGCCUUCCCUUGCUUGUACUUCUGUGUUUGCAGGGAUGUCUCCCAGACAGCGGUGAGCUCCCUGCCCAUGUCUAUCAUGGACGGACUCGACAAACUGAUUGCAGAGUCGGCCUUCAGUCUUAAAGAGUUGCCUCCUCCGCAGCUGUUCACCAAACUACAAAAAGUGAACCUCACCUACCCUUCACACUGCUGCGCCUUCCACGAUAUGUUGAUGAACAGGUCCCAGAAGAGCUGGCUGUGCAACCACCCUGAGGCUCAGGGUGAUCGUCACUUCUACAGGUUGCACUGCUACAACUCCCCCUCCAUCACCUGCAGCCCCACUCCCGAUGCCUUUAACCCCUGUGAGGACAUCAUGGCCGUCACCUUCUUACGGGUCCUCAUCUGGAUCAUCUCCAUCCUUGCUAUUCUGGGAAAUGCUCUGGUCCUUCUGGUCUUGUUAGGUAGCCCCACCAAGCUGACUGUACCUCGUUUCUUCAUGUGCCACCUGGCGUUUGCUGACCUCUGCAUGGGCAUCUACCUGUUAGUCAUAGCGACCGUGGACAUAAUCACUCAGGGCCACUACAGCAACUAUGCCAUUGACUGGCAGAAAGGCCCGGGCUGCAGCGCUGCAGGCUUCUUUACGGUGUUUGCCAGUGAGUUGUCAGUGUUUACGUUGACCGCCAUCACCCUGGAGCGCUGGCACACCAUCACGCAUGCGAUGCGCCUCGACCGCAAACUCCGCAUGCGGCACGCCUACGUUGUCAUGGCAACAGGCUGGCUCUUCUCUUCCCUGGCCGCCCUGCUGCCCACUGUGGGGGUCAGCAGCUACAGCAAGGUUAGUAUCUGCCUGCCGAUGGAUGUGAUGUCUCUCGAGUCUCAGGUCUAUGUGGUGUUUCUCCUCCUCCUCAACGUACUGGCCUUCUUCUGCGUGUGCUGCUGUUACCUCAGCAUCUACCUGACCGUCCGCAACCACUCAUCGCCGCCAGCCCACGCUGACACCUGCGUGGCUCAGCGCAUGGCAGUGCUCAUCUUUACCGACUUCCUCUGCAUGGCUCCCAUUACCUUUUUCGCCAUCUCAGCCGCUCUCAACCACCCUCUCAUCACCAUCUCCCAUGCCAAGGUCCUCCUCGUUCUCUUCUACCCAAUCAACUCAUGCGCCAACCCUUUCCUGUACGCCUUCUUCACGCGCAAUUUCCGUCGGGACUUCUUUUUGCUGGCAGCACGCUUCGGCCUGUUUAAGACCCGGGCACAGAUUUACCGGACAGAGAGUUCCUCCUGCCAGCAGUCGACAUGGAUAUCCCCCAAGAGCAACCACGGUACGCUGUACUCAUUGGUCAAUUUCAGCCACUGAGAGCCUCACCUCUGA
Lampris incognitus (smalleye Pacific opah) is the source of this 2019-nucleotide messenger RNA. RefSeq names its product follicle stimulating hormone receptor (gene fshr). The record is from RefSeq and is a predicted model, not a curated record. Gene Ontology annotation, cellular component: membrane. NCBI's taxonomy places the organism in Eukaryota, Metazoa, Chordata, Actinopteri, Lampriformes, Lampridae. Gene Ontology annotation, molecular function: thyroid-stimulating hormone receptor activity; follicle-stimulating hormone receptor activity. The transcript has 13 exons. Gene Ontology annotation, biological process: follicle-stimulating hormone signaling pathway; male gonad development.